Messenger RNA from Aspergillus ochraceoroseus IBT 24754, 1573 nucleotides. RefSeq names its product PQ-loop repeat-containing protein. Lineage: Eukaryota; Fungi; Ascomycota; Eurotiomycetes; Eurotiales; Aspergillaceae. The transcript has a single exon. The coding region runs from base 242 to 1531 and encodes 429 amino acids. The record is from RefSeq and is a predicted model, not a curated record.
CUCUUCCUUCGUCUAAAUAGUUAGGCCUUCCUCUCCCUCUCCCUCUUUCUCUUUUUCUUCCCUCUUAUCCUUUCUUUCUCUCCCUCAUACUCUCCCUCAAUCCCCAAACUUCCCAUCCCUAUCGCUCGCUGUCGUCGUUCAGCUGAUCUCCCUUCCGCUUUAUCGCCCUUCUCUCAACCACGAAUAGACCUGUCCAGUCAGUCCUACAGGAUCUGAUUUGGAAUCGAUACACACCAUAAACAUGUCUCCUCCUCUAUUACAAUAUGUCACGCAGGCUACCUUACCACAACACUGCGAACCGAUAUCUCCGUUCCUCGCUUCCCUAUCUUCCUAUUUCCACAUCUGCCUCCCCACACCACUUGCCCUGAUCUCCUCUGUACUGGGAACCCUGAGCAUCAUUUCUUGGUUAUUUGCCCAAAUGCCACAAAUAUACAAGAACUAUCAGCUGCAGUCAACAUCCGGGUUAUCGUUGUUUUUUCUUGUCGAGUGGUGCCUCGGAGAUAUGGGCAAUCUUUUCGGGGCGCUUCUGACCCGACAGGCGGGUUGGCAGGUCAUCGUUGCGGCCUACUACGUUUGCGUCGAUGCGACCCUCGUACUUCAGUUCUUCUGGUACACCCACUACAAGGGACAGCCGCAGGAUGACUAUAGCAGUCUCUCUGACCUAGAUGAGGACAAUGAACCUGAGAACCUCCUGGUCGGUGUUUCUGUUUCAGAAAACACGUCGGUAGCCAACUCUCCGUCACCACAGGUAGCCCCCAAGCCCGAUGCUGGGGACGUCAAAGACAUUAAAAGGUCAGCUGCCGGUGCUGUAAACACCCAGUCUCCGUCCUAUUCCAACGAGAAACGGAGCUCUUCACAACGAUCCAUUGUGAGAUCUGGCAGUGGGCUACGUGUACCGAAUGCAUCGGCCCGCACUGUGUUGGUGGCAUCCAUGCUCUGUGCUGUUGUCGCCAAUGCAGCCCCGACGGAAGUUGAUCCGAACCCUCCAUCUUCACAACUAACUUUUGAACUCCUUGGCCGCAUUUUCUCCUGGAUGUCUACUAUACUUUACCUUGGUUCGCGCCCGCCUCAACUCUACAAGAACUAUUGCCGCAAGAGUACAUCUGGCUUAUCACCACUGCUGUUCAUGGCUGCAUUCAGCGGAAACUUCUUCUACUCUGCUUCACUGGUAACCAAUCCCAACGCCUGGUACGACUUUGUUCCAUACGGCGGCGGCGGCUGGGCAGAUGCAGACGGUAAUAACCGACUAGAAUGGGUGGGACGCGCAAUUCCUUUCUUCCUAGGAGCUUUUGGUGUCCUCUUUCUAGAUGGUUUCAUGGGCGUGCAGUUCCUGAUGUAUGGCUCGCGGGACGACGAAUCUAUUAUCGAAGUCGAAGACCCUAAAGGUGGACGCAGCCGCUGGACUCGAGUUCGCGGCUGGAUGAGGGGCUGGAUCCCCUCUGUCUCCCCUCCGCGAACACCAGCGCAUAAUGCCAUCCCAGAGAACCAAUCACUGUUGACUGAGGAGCGUGAAAGAUAUGGUGCAGUUUGACUUAUACUCUUUCCUUUUUUUUUUUUUUUUUUUUUUUUUUUC